Molecule: messenger RNA, 646 nt
Organism: Penicillium canescens
Lineage: Eukaryota; Fungi; Ascomycota; Eurotiomycetes; Eurotiales; Aspergillaceae
Product: CDR ABC transporter
Exons: 2
Coding region: 1-555 (184 amino acids)
Cellular component (GO): membrane
Molecular function (GO): ABC-type transporter activity
Source: RefSeq, a predicted model, not a curated record
AUGCCCUCGCGCGCAGGGUACAGUUUCCUUAUGUACGAGCUCUUUGGAGUAUUUGCUACCAGUCUUGCUCAGCUGUGCGCAUCGCUCAUGCCAAAUAUCGAGGCCGCUUUUGCUGCUAACGGAUUCUUUUUCAUGUUCUGCAACACCUUCGCGGGAACACUUUCGCCAAAGCCGGUGACCCACCCCGGCUGGCGUUGCUACUACAAGGUCUCUCCACUCUUCUACUUAAACAAGGGCGUCGCCGUGGAUGUAUUGCAAGAUUUGCCAAUCCGGUGCGAGGAGUCGGAGAUCUUAACCUUCUACACGGUAAAUGGCACGAGCUGUGGCCAGUGUGCCCAAGACUUCCUGAAAAGCGCCACGGGAUAUCUGCUCAAUCCCACCAGCAUGACGGAGUGCCAUUAUUGUCGUUACAGUGACGGACAAUCAUACUACUGGCAAUAUGGCCAUGAGUUUGCUAAUCGGCAUCGCAAUAUCGGCAUUUUCAUCGAAUUUAUCGCGUUCAAUUUCACCAUGGUUCUAGUAAUAACCUAUCUCACUAACAUGCGCCGUCAAUGACGGAUGGUACAUUCCUGUUUGUUGUGGCUCCAGACUACAAGAGAGGGACCUGAAUUUUGGGAGUGACUUUGAUUAGAGUAGGAAAGCCAAG